Molecule: messenger RNA, 1697 nt
Organism: Aegilops tauschii subsp. strangulata
Lineage: Eukaryota; Viridiplantae; Streptophyta; Magnoliopsida; Poales; Poaceae
Product: la protein 1
Biological process (GO): RNA processing
Cellular component (GO): nucleus; ribonucleoprotein complex
Molecular function (GO): mRNA binding
Source: RefSeq, a predicted model, not a curated record
AUUUCGUCGCAGCUAAAUAACCCUAAACCCGAAUAGUACCCGCCAUACUCCUAAACCCUAGCGCAUCCGCCCCUUCCGGCCCAAACGCGUUAGCCAUGGCGACAACAGACGCCCCCGCCGCCGCCCCCGCCGCCCCCGCUCCAGCUCCCGCGGUUUCCCUCGACGAGACCAAGGCAAAGAAUGUCCUCCGCCAGGUGGAGUUCUACUUCAGCGACAGCAACCUCCCCCGCGACGGUUUCCUGCGGAAGACCGUCGAGGAAAGCGAGGAUGGAUUGGUGAGCUUGGCUCUUAUCUGCUCCUUCGCGAAGAUGAGGUCGCACCUUGGCCUAGAUGCCACCGUGAAGGAGGACGGCGUGCCAGAGACGACGGUGCUCGCGGUCGCCAAGGUGCUGCGGUGUUCCGCGGCCCUCCGUGUCUCUGAGGACGGGAAGAGAGUUGGGAGAGCUAACGAGUUGUUGAAGCCAGAUGAGAUUAUAGUGCAAAUUGACUCGAGGUCAAUUGCUGUGUCACCACUUCCUCACAACGUAAAGCUGGAAGAUGUUCAAUCUUUCUUUACUCAGUAUGGCAAGGUUAACAGCGUAAGGCUACCAAAACAUGUUUCUGACAAGAGGCAGUUCUGCGGCACAGCUUUGGUCGAAUUUUCGGAAGAAGAUGAAGCGAACAAUAUCAUGAAUAACAAACUUAGUUUUGCAGGAGCGGAUCUGGAAAUAAAAACAAAGAAGGAAUUUGAUGCUGAAAUGGAGGCUAAGAAAGAAGCUUAUGAGAAGUCGCACCCUAAUACACACCCUAAUAAAAACGGUCACGACGAAGGAUACCCAAAAGGUCUGAUUCUGUCUUUCAAGCUGAAGAGAAUUCUAGCUGAUGGUGACACAGAACAAAAUGGUGGGGACAAAGUUGAUAAUAGCAACAAGAAGGAAGGGGCUUCCGAUUCUGUGGAGGAAUCGGGGAAAGCUUCUGAAGAGAAGGCCCCUGAGAACACUGAUGCCAAGGAAGAGAAGUCAGAUGAUGCUGAGGAGUUGAAAGGGUCAGAUGCACAAUCUGUUAAAAAGGAUGAUAAAAGCCCUUCAGAAAAUGACAAGGAGCCAGUUUCAAGGGAGGACUUCAAAGAAUAUUUUGCCAAAUUUGGCACAGUGCGGUAUGUGGACUUCAGUAAGGGGGAUGAUUCAGGAUACCUUAGGUUUGAGGAAUCGACGGCCGCGGAAAAGGCCCGUGCAUUUGCAGCUCUUGCGGAUGAAGGUGGUUUGGUUAUGAAGGGCCACCUUGUCACUUUGGAACCUGUGUCUGGACAAGCUGAGAAAGAUUAUUGGAGUGGAAUAAAGGGUGGCCAAGGGAGAUUCAAUAACAAUAAUAGAAGCAACAGGGGAGGAAGGGACUGGAAGAACAACAGAGGUGGCGGCGGAAGGCACCACGGUGGUGGGAAGCGGGGUGGUCGCCACUCUGACAACCACGAAAGGGCUAACAAAGUCCAAAAGCUUGAUUCGUCUCCUUAGAUAGCCUGGAUCGGCCUAUACCAUCUUUUAGCCCUAGUGAGGAAAUGAAAGAUAUGUCUCCGGUGCCUGCCUGCUGCUGCCUCCAAAGCUUUGGAGGCGGCCUUUCUGUGUCUGGUUUAAAUUUUACCUGUGCUUUUUAAAGUCUGAACGACGGGUGUGCCAUGUUGACAAUGGAUGAAGAGAAGGAAAACUUUAUAUGCGGCUAAA